UGCUCUCGGCACUCUCUCCAUCUUCAGCAUCUUUGUUUGGUGUGGGAAAAGGCUGUACUCCUCUGUCGGAAGGAGGCAUACCUUGUAUGUAGCAGCAUAGCAGGAUGGACAAGAAACAAAACCUAGAAAACCCAUUCAUUGUAUGCUCUUACUCAGAGAGGAAAUCUGAUCUGCUACCGCACGGAAACUUCAGCGGUGACCAUGGCUAGACAAAUUCCCUAGGGAGCUGCCUGUUUUGAAGCCAAGAAUUCAUGAUAUGAUCCAGCUGGUUUAUAGAUCAGCAACCACCUUGUGAAUAAUGGUUGAAAACGGAUCCCACCUGGACAAUGAAACACUUGCAAUGCUCCAGAAUAGAGCUAUCUCCAUCACCCUCCCAGUGGUGUAUACACUGGUGGCUAUCAUCAGUAUCCCCGGCAAUUUGUUCUCCCUUUGGGUGCUCUGCUUGCAUAUCAAACCCAAAACACCUUCUGUUAUCUUCAUGAUCAACCUGAGCAUCACUGACCUCAUGCUGGCCUUCUGCUUUCCCUUCCAAAUAUCUUAUCACACCCAGAGCAAUCAUUGGAUCUUUGGCAAGCUUCUUUGCAGCCUUGUGACUGUGAUGUUCUACUCCAACAUGUAUUCUUCCAUUCUGACCAUGACCUGUAUCAGCAUUGAGCGGUACAUGGGGGUGGUAUAUCCCAUGAAGUUGGUCAAGUGGAGAAGAAAAAGAUAUGCCUUCGGUGCCUGUAUGGUAAUGUGGCUUUUCUUGCUACUAGCUUUCUAUCCAUUGGAAAGCACUGAUCUGACCUAUGAAGUGAAGGAAUUGGGGAUUAUAACCUGUUUUGACGUUCUCAAGUGGGAUAUGCUGCCCAACUUUGCAGCCUGGGUGGCCUUUCUCCUCACGCUAUUUGUUGUGCUCUUCCUGAUCCCUUUCAUUGUAACAGUUGGAUGCUACAUCGGCAUCAUUCGGAAGCUUAUUCAGACAUCAAACAGAUAUGGUAACAGGCAGAAGACUAGAUCCAUAUACCUGGCGAUUAUAGUCCUUUCGGUGUUCGUCACUUGCUUUGCCCCCAAUAACUUCAUCCUACUUGCGCAUAUGAUCGUCCGCCUGUUUUACGAGAGGAGUUUGUACCCUGCCUACAAGCUCACCUUGUGCCUCAGUUGCCUCAACAACUGCAUAGAUCCCUUCAUUUACUACUUUGCCUCUAAAGAAUUCUACCAGAAAUUGAUGCAAGUGUUUCGCCCUAAAGUACUGCUCAGUGACAGCUUGGAAAACAGAAGGGAAAGCUUAUUUUCUGGCAGGACCAUGUCAGCCAGGUCGAUGUCAAGUGGACCUAUGGAUGGGUUAGAGGGAGUAACGGUCUAUUUGCAAAGGCAGGAAAGUGUUUUCUAGCCUUAGACUUCUCCAGCAGAAAGGCACCUGUGAGCUCCAUGAGUAAAGGCAGAAAAUAUUUCUUUUUGAAUGUCUACCCUCAAAGUAACAUGCUCUAGCGACAGAAGUCAAACCAUAUGCAUAUUGUGCAUGCUACUUGAGUAAGUGACUAUUUUCUGCUAAGAAGUGGAAGCACAAAAGGAACUGAGUUUAUUCAAAAAGCCCCUGAAGCAAACCCAGUGUAGAUAAGGGUUGGCCUGGAAUUAGUCCAAGACAUAAGUUUAGAACAAGAAUUACUUUCAAGUUGUAUAAUCUCAGCAUUACCCAAUGCUUGAGAUCCUCAGUGAAUGUGAAAUAUUACUGUAUAUGAGUUAUAGCAUACAUUGAAAUGAGAUUUUGGGAAGGGGAGUUAUUUUUCUAAGCAAUGUGCUGUUUGUUUUUUUGGGGGAGGGGGAGGGUGGGGGUUAUUUUUUUUAAUGUAUUGCUUUACUGUUCGGUUGCAUUUCUAUAAAUGAGUAAACAUAGCUUGUCAUUUUACCAUCAAUGCAUAAUGCAUAGCCACUGUGAAUUCACCGCAACACUCACCCAUUUAUCUGAAUCAAACCACACUAACCUUUGAAAAGGUUAGAUUGAGUGAUAAUAUUUAUUUCAGUUUUAUACAGCAAAAUAUCUCAUGCUAUGAAAGAAAAUCUACCAUUUCUUUCUAGUUCUAAGCUAGUUUUACCUAGAAGUAACAGUGUUUGAGACCACUUCAGACCACUUCAGCUGCUGCAUAUUUUCAUUACCUGGAGGUAUUAAUUUCUCAGGAUAGUGGGCAGAAAUUGGUUUAAGAAAGCAGGUUUCCCACAUUGACCUACUACAGUAAUAAUGAUUCUGGUGUUAGAUUGGUAUCAACAAGUCAUUUUCACCAACUCAGUAUAGACCGUAUGUGGAAGCACCACCCCCCUCAGCAGACAAUUUAGCUUUACAUAGUGUGAGGAUAUACAUAUCUUCCUUGUGGUACUGGUGUGGAUUAUUAAUCAGACCUUCUGCAGGAUAUAUGAGAAUUUGACCACAGUGAUUCUGUGACAGCAGAAGUUGUCUGAAAACCCACUCCUAUGGCCAGAUAUUAGAAAUGUACUUCUUUCAAACAGGCAAAUAGAAAGCAGAAAAAAAAAAAAAAAAAAAAAAAAAAAAAAAUGAAAACAAGGCUUGAUAGUGGGAGAGGUACCAAGUAUCCUGGGAAGAGGCUGUAACUACAAUCAGGUUGACAGUGCAGUCCUGUGCUUGGGAUUUCUCUCGGAAAUAUCCUUCUCUGGCUUGUUUGCAUAUAUUGUGUGAUGUUUUUCUUCUCACAUCUCAGCAACUGCCUGGGCGCUUGAAAAGACAACUGCUACAGAAUACACCCUGGGGACAGAGAAAGACAAAGUUUUUCCUGUGGGCUUUUUACCUACCUUUGGCUCUCAGGAGAGUAAAGAACCCCAAAACCCACCUGACAGGGCCAGACAAGCUUCCCCUCACCAGCAAGAUGAAGCUGUUUGUUUCCUUUUGCUACACUGCAACUGGAUGGUGCUACAUUGGUGAGCUGGAGGCUUUCUUUGACAUUGUGAAUAGUUGAUUCAGACACCACAUUGUGUCUCCCUUGAGCAGUAGCUGCCAGCUGUACUGAUUUCUGAGCUCCUGCAGCUACAUAGCUAAGUAAAAGACAUCACUAAUGGUUCCUACUAUCUAUUUGGCUCCCUCUUUUUUUUUUUUUUUUUUUUUUUUUUUUUUUUUUUAUGAUUUAAAGCCAUUUUUCUACCACUAAUUCACCAUGAAUUUCAUCGCUGUAGAGGCUGGAUACCCACAAAUUCCAUUGUGAGAUAUUUGUACAUCCUACCCUCUGCUAAAGUAUCAUCAGUAUUGGUGCAGGAUAAAACUGGGUGGACCUAGUGCUACCUUUCAAAAGCCAUCUGAGGUGUUUUGCGCAUUUCAUAGCAUUAGCUUUAAGUGAUCUGCACAUUUUCUGCCCAUCAGGUCAGCUUUAGCCACAAGUAGCCCAUCAAAACACUUGCCCAUCAAACUUCAUGGAAGCUAUGCUGCAUUACUGAAUGUGUGCCAGAUGUGGUGAGAUGGGCUUGGAACUACAAAUCACCUCACAGAUUCUGAAAGAGAAGAGCCUAUGCAAGUCAGAGGCUCUGAGCUCCCAUGUCAGCUCUAGAACAUCCUCCAAAAUACCUGCUUGCACCAGGAUCUGAGCUUCUGGCAGGAAAUGUGAGUUGUUAGUUUGGGUAGGCAUGAGAUAACAGAUUACUGCUUCCUUGAAAGACAAGAUCCAGGACAGAGGAGGAGGUAAAAGGAAAAAGGAUAACUUUAUGUGUCUAAAGCAAAAACUAACCAACCAACCAACCAAAACAAACAAACAAAAAAAUACUGCUUGCUUGCUUGGGACUUCAGUGUCCAAGUCCAGCUCAUUCAGGGCCAUUUUCUUUGAUUGUGCCCCACACAGUUGCCUGUUCUACCCCUCCAAAGAAAGAAAUAAUGUUAAUAAAAAGAAAUACAAAAUAUUCCACAGUGCUUCCAAAAGCAUUACAUGAAUUUCAGUAGCUUGGAUAUGUGCCUCUGUUUGCCUACACUGUCUGAAAAAAAUCACAGGCUGGGAUUUUCCUGAGUUGUCCCAUAUCCAUCAGGUGGAAAUUCAGUUAGUUUAUUUAUGUUUUGCAAACCUGUGUAUUAACUUAGCAGUGCUUUGCUUUGUCUGGCUGUUCAAAUCUCCCCUUUCAUAGAACUCCAGCUUUCUCACUACCAAAACUGUUUUUGGUAUUUUAUGGUGUCAGAAACUGUUUUGGAGGUUAUACUAAAAUCCCAUUCUCUCACCUUUUUCAGCUUUUUUUUUUUUUUUUCUUUUUUUCUUCUGCAAAUAUUCUUCUUUGUUACUUCCCCUAUCUUUAAUGCAGAUUUUCAUUCUGCUUUAUUUUGAACCUAAUCUUCAAGCAUUUAGUGCAUCCUGAAAUGUGCUGAAACAUGCCUCAACUGUAACUGACGUCAGAGCUGAAAAAGCAGAGAUUUUGCACUUUGGACAUCAGCAACUAUAUUUUGAAAAAUACUGAAUUGCUCCUUUUGCAACUGAUAAAAGAUGCUCACAACUGACUGAAAAUUUUCUCUCCAGCCUCACACAGCUCUCCACAGCACUUAAUUCCUUUUUCAAUGGUGCCUAAAAAGGAUGUCCCAUUCUUUGCACCAUUGUAUAAGCUAGUCUCAAAUUAGCUCAGAUGAGGCAAAAUUCCAGUCUGUGUUAGUGGGAUUGUUCCUUGAGAAAGAAAUACAAUCUUUGAUUGCUUCUUCCAGAUAUCUUUUGAGUCUGAUGGUAUAUACUGUGAAGUUUUGGAGGGGUGUUUUACGAGAGGAGGAGAAAAAAAUAUUUUUUAAAAGUAGCCCAGUUAACUUUUCUUCAACACUUGAAACAUGUCCUCAUGGGACACCAUGAGGUCGCAAGACUGCUACCCUCCUUGUUCAGUGGAUGUGAGCUUAAAUGCAUUUAUAAAUAUAAACAUACAUAUAAACAUACACAUAAAUGGAGGUUGCCAUUUGAGAGGUUAUCAAAAAGCUCUUGUCUGUACUGCCUUCAGUUUGGGAAAUGUGGGUUCUGUAUGACAUGCAUACUUGAUUGCCUUUGUGGUAGUAGUUUUACUGAGAAGACACAAAUGUACAGGCUUCUGUUCUGUUUUUGUUGGUGGUGGUUGUUUAUAUAUAUAUAUAUAUUAUUUGUGUAACAAUUUAACCUAUGAAUGUCCUUUGACUUUUGUACAUAAAAAAACAAAGAAAGAAACCAUGAAAAGGAAAGAAUUUAAGAUUUAAGAUUUGUUUGCACCUGUCAUGUGUGAGCUAUUUCCCAGCUUAGAACAGGGCAGAGAGAUCAAGUUAUACAAUAAAAUGAAUCGAUUUUCCAUUGCUA
Messenger RNA from Oxyura jamaicensis (ruddy duck), 5264 nucleotides. RefSeq names its product P2Y receptor family member 8 (gene P2RY8). Bases 299 to 1372 code for a protein of 357 amino acids. Gene Ontology annotation, cellular component: membrane. Lineage: Eukaryota; Metazoa; Chordata; Aves; Anseriformes; Anatidae. The transcript is spliced from 3 exons. Gene Ontology annotation, molecular function: thrombin-activated receptor activity; G protein-coupled purinergic nucleotide receptor activity. Gene Ontology annotation, biological process: phospholipase C-activating G protein-coupled receptor signaling pathway; positive regulation of Rho protein signal transduction; blood coagulation. The record is from RefSeq and is a predicted model, not a curated record.